AAGUCACUUUCAUUUUUAUAACAUUUUUUAAUGUUACCUCAUCUUACAUCUUACAUUUUCUAUAAAAUAAUUGAGGUUGUAUUAUGGAUCAGUGGACCAUCACUCCAGGCUAGCCAUCUUGUAUGAUCACAGAAAAUUUAAAGAGGUUAUAUUUCUCUAUUAUUUCAGUUUACAGCUUUUCAACCAUGCAAAGAGGUUUGCUAGCAAAUAAAUAAAUAAAUACAUCCUCGACACAUUUAUAGUUUGGCGAUGGUGAGGGGAGAAAUUGUUUAAAGUCCAAGUAAUCAGACUAUUACCAAGAUUGCGUGGCGAGGGGGGAAGAGGGGGAAGGGGUGUGCAGCAGUGUGAGCAGAGCUGGAAGGAGCGAGGGGGGAGUGUCCAUCCUAGCGCUGGGCUCUGCUGCCACCUUGGCCGCGCCGCGGGACGUGCAGGCGGCCCCGCUCCGCGCCUGGCAGCGCUGCUCCUCCUGCCCACCAAACCUGCCCCGGCCAGGGCGGAUCAUGGCCCCGCUCACCUCACCUGCUGUUACACACUGCACAAGGAUGUAUGUGAUGUCUAAAGGUUAAUAACUUGUAAAAGAGCUGGAUCUGGAGAUCUGAGUGAAAUGGCACUUUUGGAAUUGUACUUUUAACGGCACCACGCUGAGGAAAGCGCAGAAGCUCUGUAUAUGUGCAUAUGAGAGGAAUUCGUGCCAUGCAGAUGAGUUUGCAGUGACAGAGAGGGACCACAGGUGAGUCCCAGCGAUCUGCUUUGCCAAGAGGAUUUUUCCAGCCCCUAAUCACAGAAAAGCCUUCCAUCUGCUCCCAGAGUUGGCGGUUCUCAUCUGUUUCAAGUGAAAACAACCAAGAAUAGAAAAUGGCACGUAAUAAAGAAUCCUCAGCCAAGUAGCCGUGUUGUCCUGCAUUCCCCCCUAACCAGCAUUCCCCGGCGCUGGGGUCUCUGUCCCCGGGCGAGAGAAAGAGCUCCAAAGGGUUAAGCCGCUGACUUGCUUGCUAGGCAAAGUUUGAGGAAGACUGUGUCUGAGGCUGGAUACGCUGCAGCCCCUCGUUUGAAAUCUGUCACCCUCACUUAGGAGCGCUGCAUCUCUGGCUGUCACCGGUGAAUAAUGAUCGCACGGCGAUAAGAUCGCUCGGCGGCGGUGCGCCGGGCCGCCCGGGGGAAGCGAGCACAGGAAAUUGCGAGGCGUUUAGCCGCUUCAGCGGGGUGUUCUUCAGUGUCAUCGGUGGGUGUCAGGGUCAAAUGACCGCCUGGAGAGCAGAUUGGGAAGAUAAUUUCUUUCUUCCUUUCCUUGAGAGGAACCUUGGUUGUUGGUGACCAUUGGCAGCUAUGGAAAACAGAGACCUCGGUGGUGAUCCUUAAAACAGUACCAUGCUGGAGCCCAGCUGUCCUGCCACUUUCUCCCCUUUCAACCUGCCGGACGCGGUGGGCUUUGGGUGACCUACCGAGAAGGAACUCACUUCCGCAGGAGCAGGCAGGCCAGAUCUGACAGAUAGCGGAUAUGAGGAGUUUUCUGACUUCAGAAAGCUGACAGAAACCAACAGACUUCAGUGAAAUACCCCUCGAAGCACAGAGACUUCUGCUAGCGUUAAAGUAACCUGUUGUUCAACUGCAAAGACAUGGCAACUGGUUCUUUUAGCACACAUGGAGGAAGGCAACAAACAUAACCCUGGCUAAUAAAACUGUUUUCCUUAUCAAAAUUAGGAGGUAGGCCAAUUAUAAAAGGAUUAUUUUAUUGUUAGCCUCAAGGACUUUAACUCUGGCCUGAACACUGGACAUAAAUAGAAGCCAAUUUUAAUGACCUGAGAUUUUGUUACCUGUGUGUUAUUAUUGUUAUCAGUUCCUAAACAUUUUGGUACUUUAUUUCUUUAAAUUAGAAAUGGGUUCGUGGACUAAAAUGUGGCCCACAGAUUGGGCUCUUCUCAUGAAAUCAUGGCUUAUCUUUUCCCUGGGGCUCUACAUACAGGUCUCCAAAACUUUGGCCUGCCCAAAAGUGUGCCGCUGUGACCGAAACUUUGUCUACUGUAAUGAACGAAGCUUGACCUCAGUGCCUCUUGGGAUACCGGAGGGUGUAACCGUCCUCUACCUCCAUAAUAACCAAAUUAAUAAUGCUGGAUUUCCUGCAGAGUUGCACAAUGUCCAGUCUGUGCACACAGUCUACCUGUAUGGCAAUCAAUUGGAUGAAUUCCCCAUGAACCUACCCAAGAAUGUCAGGGUUCUCCACCUGCAGGAAAACAACAUUCAGACUAUUUCUCGUGCUGCUCUUGCUCAGCUUUUGAAGCUGGAAGAACUGCACCUGGAUGACAACUCCAUCUCUACUGUUGGUGUUGAGGAUGGGGCAUUCCAGGAAGCCAUCAGCCUCAAGCUUCUGUUCUUGUCCAAGAAUCACUUAAGCAGUGUGCCAGUAGGCCUUCCGCUGGACUUACAAGAACUGCGUGUAGAUGAAAACCGAAUUGCUGUCAUUUCAGACCUGGCCUUCCAGAAUCUUACAAGUCUGGAGCGUCUGAUUGUGGAUGGCAAUCUCCUUACUAAUAAAGGCAUAGCUGAAGGCACCUUUAGCCACCUCUCCAAGCUCAAGGAAUUCUCAAUAGUUCGGAAUUCACUGACUUACCCUCCUCCUGAUCUUCCAGGUACACAUCUGCUAAGACUUUACCUGCAGGACAACCAGAUAACCCAUAUACCACUUACAGCCUUUUCAAACCUCCACAAACUGGAACGUCUUGAUAUUUCCAACAAUCAACUUCGGAUGUUGGCAAAGGGAGUAUUUGAUAAUCUCCAUAACCUGAGACAACUCACUGUAAGGAAUAAUCCCUGGUUAUGUGACUGCAGCAUUAAGUGGGUCACUGAAUGGCUCAAAUUCAUUCCUUCUUCCAUCAAUGUACGCGGUUUUAUGUGCCAGGGACCAGAGCAGGUCCGAGGUAUGGCAGUCAGGGAGCUCAAUAUGAAUAUGUUGUCAUGCCCUACCACCACCCCUGGUCUGCCACUUAUCAUCACCCCAGUCCCAGCUACAACUAUGCCAACUACAUUAGCUCCCAGCUCAUCAUUUCCUCCGUCAAGUAGUAAACAUAAUCCUCUCACUCCCAUUAUUGCCACACUCCCCACUGUGCCUGACAGGGAGGACAGAGAAAGGGUGACACCUCCUUUGUCUGAAUGGAUUCAGCUCUCCAUCCAUUUUGUGAAUGACACUUGCAUCCAAGUCAACUGGAUGUCACUUUUUUCAGUGAUGGCAUAUAAACUCACAUGGGUUAAAAUGGGCCAUAGUCUGGUAGGAGGAAUUGUUCAUGAACGAAUAAUUAGUGGUGAGAAGCAGCAAUCAAGCUUGGUAAAUCUGGAACCCAAAUCCACUUACAGGAUUUGUUUGGUUCCACUGGAUACUUAUAACAACUACGGAAUUGGAGAAGAUACUGUCUGUUCAGAAGCCACAACCAAGGCUUCCUUUUUGAAUGGCAGCAACAUCCCUUCCAGCCAUGAACAGACGACUUCUCAGAAUCUAGGCUCCCCAUUUCUGCUGGCAGGGUUGAUUGGGGGUGCAGUGAUAUUUGUCCUCAUGGUCUUGCUCAGCAUUUUUUGCUGGCACAUGCACAAAAAAGGUCGUUACACCUCCCAGAAGUGGAAAUAUAACCGGGGCCGUCGGAAAGACGACUACUGUGAGGCAGGGACCAAGAAGGACAACUCCAUCCUGGAGAUGACGGAAACCAGCUUCCAGAUUGUCUCCUUAAAUAAUGAUCAGCUCCUUAAAGGAGAUUUCAGACUGCAGCCCAUUUAUACCCCAAACGGGGGCAUUAACUACACAGACUGCCACAUCCCCAACAACAUGCGAUACUGCAACAGCAACGUCUCAGACCUGGAGCACUGUCAUACGUGAUAGUGAGGGAAGAUGGGGGUCUCUAGGACAAGGAGAAAAAAAACUCUAAAAUAAAUAAACCCCCCAACAAUAAUGAAAAAAAUUACAUUUGAUAAAUGUUACACAGAUGCAUUUAUGCAUUUGAAUACUCUGUAAUUUAUACGGUGUACUAUAUAAUGGGAUUUAAAAAAAAAGUGCUAUCUUUUCUAUUUCAAGUUAAUUGCAAAUGGUUUUGUAACUCUUUGCUUUUUAAAUCUUUAAAAAUAUUGCUGAGUACUGUACAGGGUUGUACAAUAAGAACCCAAUGUCAUGGCAAAGGAAAGAAUGACUCAUUCUUCAAACAUUAACCACUUUGCUGUCGAAGCAGUCUGAGGGAUGUUAAGUUUCUAGGUGUCCUGGAAUACAUGAAAAUAAGUGCAUAUUAAAACAGGGUCACUAGGAACAGACAAAAGCAAUUCAGAUAAAAUGGGCACAACUCUUCUGACUUGAACUCAGCAGUUGCUGUUGAGCUUCAAACAAUUGGAAAUACAUCCCUUCCUCUUUGUCAGUACUGCAGUUCUCACCUCCAACUGAAAGCUGGAGUUCUGAGUGCUGCCAAUAAAGCUACUUUCUUGUUUGAUUAGUUUUCUUUCAAUGUACUUGGAAUAGGAAACGUGGAAAGAGCUCAGUGUCAAACUCAAAGUGACCUUGAUUCCUAUUUGCAAAAGUUGCUCCGAAAAUGUCCCCAAUACUAGAUACUUUAUAGUAGGAACUGUUUGUGCUUUUCGUUAGGAUUAAGAAGCUUUAGGCAUUCUGGACCCUGCUCAGUGGGAGGUGAAGUUUAUGCAACAGUACAUAACAGAGAGCUUCAUCAAGUUGCGCCUCUUAAUAGAGCAAUAUUUGUUGACAUGGCAUGUUCAGGUAAAGCCGGAGUAAGGGAAAUUCUAAGUGCUCCCAGCUCUACAGUAUUCGUGUACAUGUUCAUGUAAUUUGAAAUCUAAAAGUGCAUAUAUGCUGAAAACAUGGUGCAAAAUAUAAUGACAAUGGAAAGGUUUUGCUAAUAAUUUGUAUGGUUCAAGCUUUGACUUAAGGGUCUGGGUUAUGUUCAGUACAGAGAAAUAAGGGGGAAGAAAAGACAAAAAGAGAAAACCAACAAGAAAUAUAUUGUAAAAAAUUAUUUAGUACUGGAAAGACCUUCAGGCUAUUAUGAACUGAAAUACGUUCAGUGAGGAAAAUCAUGUACAAAUCUUGGUGGGUUUUGUUUGUUUGUUUGUUUUGCUUUUUUUCCUUUCCAAUUAAAGUAUACAGAGACUGA
Molecule: messenger RNA, 5135 nt
Organism: Catharus ustulatus (Swainson's thrush)
Lineage: Eukaryota; Metazoa; Chordata; Aves; Passeriformes; Turdidae
Gene: FLRT2
Product: fibronectin leucine rich transmembrane protein 2
Exons: 3
Coding region: 1877-3862 (661 amino acids)
Molecular function (GO): protein binding
Source: RefSeq, a predicted model, not a curated record